Messenger RNA from Aspergillus sclerotioniger CBS 115572, 877 nucleotides. RefSeq lists its product as uncharacterized. The coding region runs from base 79 to 486 and encodes 135 amino acids. The record is from RefSeq and is a predicted model, not a curated record. Lineage: Eukaryota; Fungi; Ascomycota; Eurotiomycetes; Eurotiales; Aspergillaceae. The transcript is spliced from 5 exons.
CCCCCCCAAAAGCUCACAAAUCUCCCAGAUCUCAGCCCUACCCCGUACUUCUGCUUACCAUCCACGGGUUGGCCCAGAAUGAGUGGUCCCGGCGAUGAGCGAUGGCGCGGAGGUCGCCCAUAUGACCAGAACCGCCACUCGGCCCAAAGACACUCCAACUCCCGCACAAUGAGCGCGCACGGUGGAUCUCGGGGAGGACAGAAUAACUGGGGAGAUUCGCGUGAUCAGUUCGCUUCCGGGCCGCAGCAGGAGCAGCAUGUCCCCGUGCGAGGCUUCAAUGCCGCGGAGUCCAAAGGAGCUCUUAAGAAAGGACCCGGAGAACCCAGACCGUAUUACUAUAAACCACAGGGGAAAGACGUGAACAGUCGCACUAGCGGACCCUGGGGCGCAAAACCCAAUCAGAUGGCGAACGGGAAGGAUUUCUUCCUCGAGCUCCGGAAGCAAGUAACGGCCUUGCAACAGGGGGGUGCUGUUCCAGGUGGUUGACACAACCGCCCUGGUAAUCUGUACAAAGUCAGUCGAUGCUGGAACUGAACCUGGGCGGUGGCGUCCUAGGCAAAGUUUAACGGUAUCUCAGGAGCCUGAUAUGCCUGUCGCGGCUGGGCUGAGAAGAUGGAGUAUAUCUCUGGUGACAGGCUGAUAAGCUGUCACGUCUGGAUACUGGAUUGGAAGGAGGUCCGGCGCAGAUACUCGUCACAGACGAAUGGUGCGGUUCUGAGAAAUCAGAUGGCAUCAUGUCUAUGUAGGGUAACACCCCCAGCUUGACUUAAUAGUUAUGACACGGAAUGAGAUGUACAUGAUGGUGCGGAUUCUGUACAGUUGUUAUCUGGCCCAAUCAUGGUGGUGAUACAUACAUAAUACUAUAUACAAUUAGAAG